UUCCAAAGUGCACUGUUAUGAAAACAGCCCAGGCUUCACGAGAUAACCAUAUUGAUACGAAGAGGAAAAAGGGGAACACAAGUUGGAUUUCCUGUUUCUGACUCUACUACCAGCACACGCUAAGUAUACAAAACAUAGACGCCUGAGCUUCACUAUGACUGCAGAAAUUUGGGAUGUUAUUGUUGUUGGCGCCGGACUGUCUGGACUGAGUGCAGCUCAUCUGCUCAAAAAAAGGAACGCGGCGUUGAGAGUAUUAAUACUGGAGGGAAAAGAUCGGGUGGGAGGUCGCACUCUGUCCACUGAAAUACCAGCAGCCAAUGGUGUGGAUCGCUGGGACUUUGGAGGGCAGUGGGUAGGAAGCACCCAAACGCACAUCUUGGAGCUGAUAAAGGAGCUGGGCUUAGAGACCUAUCAGCAGUUCAAUCUUGGCAGGAAGGUGCACCACAUGGGUGGCCCAGGUGCCAAAGUUCGCACCUACAGAAGCAGUAUCCCUGCUCUGUCCCCAGUGGUGCUAAUUGACCUCACCCAGCUCCUGUGGAAGAUUGACAGAUUAUGUGCCACAGUAUGUGUCCAGGAUCCUUGGAGGACUCCGGACGCCGUCGAGCUGGACAGUAUGACUCUGCACUCGUACAUUGAGCAACACGCUUGGACAGCAGAGUUAAAAGAGGAGAUGGGACUGUGCAGCAGGUCCGUCUUUGGCAUGGAGCCAUCCCAGAUGUCCUUCCUAUUCUUCCUCAUGUAUGCAGCAGCAGCUGGAGGGCUUCUGCCUCUGCUGGAGUGCACUCCAGGUUCAGCUCAGGAGUUCAAGAUAAAGGGAGGCACCCAACAGCUUUCGGAGUGUCUGGCAGACCGUAUCGGGUGGAAGAAUGUCCGGCUGGGUUCUGCUGUGACGGCCAUAUGGCAGGAUGCUGAGUGGGCCAGGGUGACGUCUACAACCAACACCUUCUUGUGCAGAGCCGUAAUUGUCACCUGCCCCCCUCAUUUGGCAGCGAAGAUCUGCUACCAGCCAGCCCUGCCCAGCCAGAGAGAAUUCCUUACACAGAACAUGCCUGUGGGCCACAUGAUAAAAUUCAUCAUCACCUACCAGACGGCUUUUUGGAAGGAGAAGGGCUUCUCUGGAGAAAUAGUGGCAGGAUCAUCCAUUGACUGUCCAUUCUGUGUUACUUUUGAUGCCACAAGCCCCAGUGGCAAUGCAGCCUUGGUUGGCUUCAUUGCCGGCCUGCAGGCCUCUCAGUGGACCUCCAAGGAGGGUGGAGAGAGAAGAAACGCUGUGGUUUCCAGUCUGGUCAAAUACCUCGGUCCAGAGGCCGCGUCUUUCAUCCACUAUGAAGAGAAGGACUGGGCUAAGGAGGACUAUAGCGGGGGCUGCCCCGUUAAUGUCAUGGUACCAGGCAUGCUGACAUAUUACCACCCUAGCCUGAGGAAGCCCUGUGGCAGGAUUCACUGGGCAGGCACGGAGACAGCCACCCAGUGGUGUGGGUACAUGAGUGGCGCGGUGCAAUCUGGUCAGCGAGCAGCUUUAGAAGUGCUCGCUGAACUCCGCCCAAUGGCCCUGACCCAGGAGGAGCAGGACGCUUUGCAGCAGAGGGAAAACGUCGGGGCCGAGCUGACUCAAUCACCCAAACUCACGUCUACAAGCAGGGCUAUGGUCAUAGCAACAGUGACGAUCGGUGCUGCUCUGUUGCUGGCGCGGCAUCAAAAUGCAUUGCUAAAGGUCAAAACUUACCUGACGAAUGUAUUCACAACAGCCCGGCAUAACAUAUUCCUAUUGUAAGAGGAAACUGUGAAAACAGUUUCAUAUUUCAGGUUUAGGGUUUUUGCUGGGGCUCCAGAGAACAAAUUACAUCCUCAUCUCUGAUAUUUUUCUUUUCUUUCCCUUUUCCUUUUCCUGGGCUUUGGACCACACACUGCAAAUGUAUAACAAGUUAGACUGAGCUAGAUGAAUUUUGAUAUCUGUAUCAUGAAAAUGAUAUGUGUAUUCUGGUAUUUAAUAUAAAACUUUUAUCAAAAAUAUGACUGUUUUAAUUUAGAACGUUGCUGUUGGUGUAUAUUUAUGAUGGCAUCAUUAUUUUAUGGUGUUUAUCGUAUGUACUGCAAAAACAAAUGUUGAUAAACAACAUUCUGUUUUCUGAUUUUUUAAAAACAGAGAUGGGACCAAUCUGUUCCAGUAUCAGCAUCAGGUUCCAAUCAUAGUUACAGUUCACAGUCUUCAGAAAAACAGAAAUGUGGUGACUCCUUGAACUGGGAUUUACCUUUAUUACACUGAACUCUUCAGCAAGGCAUUGAUCACAGUGAGGUUACGUGGGACCUACAGUUUGAGUGUAAGUGUGAUUGUGACUUGUUUCUCCUUCGUUUCCCUCCUAUAAUGCUUUUAAAAUACUAUGCUUUUUUGCAACUUAUUCAUUUUUGUCAUCGCAAUAUUGACAUUUCCAGGUAACUCAUUUCAGUCUUUAGCUCUGACAAUAAUCCAGUGACCUCCAAUCUUUCCUUGCAAUGCACUUAAUCUCUUUGUCCACAUUCUUAGGCUAACACAGUUUGACUUCCAGGUUUUUGACCAUGUAGUUUAUCAUUCAGUUUUAUAAUCUUUCAGACAAUUCAUUUCACAUUUCUGCAUCACAUCUUCAGCUCUUUAGUGACAUUAACACAUCUGAUUUUAAGCAUUUUCAGACCUAAAGCUCCAAAAUAAUUUCAUUAAUACACAUUUGUGAUUUUCUACAAUUUCUAUGUGAACAUUAAUAAUCAACUCAGUAAAUGUUGUUUUUGUAUGAUUCUGCUGAUUUUGUUUUGUGUGGCCAAGAUCUGUUCACUCUGACACUGACAGAUGGAGCAAACUGUUUAAAUGAAGAAGGUUUGUAGUGGCAGCACUGGGGUGUCAGGUGUGACUGUUUAUCAGGGGUCAGGUCUGAAGGGCAGUGCUGCUGUCAAGUAAGCAUGCAGCGUCACGUGGUGCGUGCUGGAGGACCAUCUGUUUUGGGGUGGAUGAAUUGUGCAGUGCUUAAAGGAAAUAGUAUUUAACUAUUGACAUAAAAACUGAAAAAAAAGAAAAACAAACAAAAAACCCUUAUAAAAAUAAACAAAAUAGUGGACAGAGACACUGUGACGUCACACACAGGAUUCCGAAGAGCCAGAAUGAGGCGUGUGAUUUCCCUGCCAUUUUUACACUUUAUGUUAAGCUAUUUCGACAGUGAAGUCCUCUGUUUUUUUAGAGUGCUACUAAUGCAGAUCUCAAGUCUGAACCUAUAUCUCUCUCAGUUUAUAUAUUAUUUAAAUAAGUACUUUGCUGCUGUAAAGAUGGCGCCUGCAUGAAACUGGACUGCUGCAGAAAGACAUUAUGUUUGGAUUUGGGAAAAAAGAUAACGGGAAAAAAAGGAGGUGUGGUAUUCUCUUUUGCGCGAAAGGUAGAAAACCUACGACAACCAGAGUGCACUGCACCGCAGCGCACCGGGGCACGCGCCCGCUGAUGGUGAUAUUUCCCCUUCUUUGGGAGGUGGGUGGUACUUGGUUCUUGCCAGCAUAAUGUUAAUAGUCAUUGAUCAAAAGAUUAGAAAAUAUUAUUUAUUCACAGUUAAUUCUGUUUUGUGUAGCCAAUCUUAACUUAUUCUCAGACCGACUGAUAGCAAACUUGUUUAAGGAGGAAGGGUUGUAGUGGACUGCGACACACAGCAGACCUUGCUUCAGACUCCAGGGAGGUCUGCUUAAUGAACGCUGACUGGAACCAUGGUUGAUGUUUAAAAAAAAGGCUUGUUCCACCCAAAUACUGCUUCCUGUACAAUGACUCGUAGAUAAUGUCAAAAUAUUCAACUCUUUGGGGGACAUUUAUGCUUCAAUGACACCUCACUACCUUUCUAAAACAGCAAGCUUUUAUCAUCAUUUCAUUUCACAUUUCUGCAUUUUCAGCUAUGCUUUCAGACUUUGUGAAUGUUGACAGCCGCACUAAGUGUAUUCGCAGGAUAAAAAGUGCGCUGGUUUAUUAAUGAAACAUGAUGUACUGAAUGACUUUUCAUAAAAAAAAGAAUCAUCUCCUCCCCAAAUCCUUUUUUGAAGUUUUCC
Molecule: messenger RNA, 4050 nt
Organism: Acanthopagrus latus (yellowfin seabream)
Lineage: Eukaryota; Metazoa; Chordata; Actinopteri; Spariformes; Sparidae
Product: probable flavin-containing monoamine oxidase A
Exons: 12
Coding region: 155-1774 (539 amino acids)
Molecular function (GO): oxidoreductase activity
Source: RefSeq, a predicted model, not a curated record